AUGCAACAGCGCACGGCAGUCAAGCGACAGCCAUGGAUGAAGGACGCAGCGGCGCGACGUCAAGCGACGUUAUCACAGCAGAGACAGGACAGAAGGGACCUUACGGCGCAUGCGCGACAGCUUGUGCAGUCGCAGGAGCCUCUGUCGCUUUCUGGAGACGUCACUACGCAGCCGAUGGACGACGUCACCUCUGUUUCUGUCUAUUCCAAGCGCAAGACCCGCGAGGAGCGCGUAAAGAAGAGACGUGAGCAUUUUUCCAAGCAGUUGAUGACACCCGAGUGGCUUAUUGACGUCCCUAAGGACUUGAAUGGCUGCGGCAGUGCGCUAGGUGAGGGCUGGUACGUGUUGCCGAGACCCGAGGGCAAGCGCUGCCUUGUAGUGGCCAAUGGAGGCACUACUAUUGCGAGGAUUCCAGCGGGAAGUAUUCUCAAGAAAUUUCCAUCGGCGCUACCGUGUGGCUCGCACAAGACCAAUAAGUCCAAUGACGGCUACUGUAUCUUAGACUGCAUCUAUCAAGAGCAUAAUGAGACGUUCUAUGUCCUAGACGUCAUGUGCUGGAAGAGUUAUCUGCUGUACAAUUGCACUACAGAGUUCCGACUCUUCUGGAUGCGAGACAAGCUGUCCGAAGGAGCGACGGCAAUUGUCACACCGGCUAACCCAUAUCGCUUUCUGCCUAUUCCAUGCUAUGAGAGUGAUUCAGCCGGAAUUAUGACGGCGUAUUCAACGACGUAUCCGUUUCUCAAAGAUGGACUUCUCUUUUACAUGAAGGCGGGUCAUUACGAAAUGGGUCUAUCGCCGCUGGCGUUGGUGUGGAAAGAUGGUAACACGAGUCGCUUCUUUGUCAACCCAGCAAAACCGUCUGUCGUACUUCGCCUUGAAGGUGGUGAAAAGGAGUUUGUGACGUUAGAAGGCAUCGUUCUUUUCACGUGCGACCAAGAGUUUAUCCAGCAACACGAGCUGAGUGAAGGAGAUCUUGCGAGUUUUUCUUUCGAGCAAAAUGAUGUGGAAGAAUGCCAGACACCGCAUCUACCCAGUCUGACAUUUGUAAAGCGGUGUUCGCCACAGAGAGCCCUUCCAGACAGCUGGACUAAGAUUUUGUUUCAGUACAACGUUCGUUUUGGUAAUGUCCCGAUCAAGCGGAUUUUGGAGGCCGCUCAAUUACCGACUCGUGAGGUCGAGAUGGAAGGAUAA
Molecule: messenger RNA, 1191 nt
Organism: Peronospora farinosa
Lineage: Eukaryota; Oomycota; Peronosporomycetes; Peronosporales; Peronosporaceae
Source: the annotation of a GenBank genome assembly